UUCAGAUUGGCGGAUAGGCGAUCAAUUCAUUAAGUGAUUAAAUAUUUCCUCGCAAAAGCAGUUUAUUCAGCGUCGGGGAGCAUCUCCUCCAUAGACAUCCAUUCAAAAAGAACGUCCUCUUGUCUCUUCGCCAGUGUACCGCCCAUAGAACGUCAAUGGGACCUCCGUGUUUUGCUAUUCUAGGAUAACAAGACGGGCUCUAGUUACACUCUCUCCUGUGGCGGAGGUUGUUAUCUCAGUACAGAAGUUCUCUGCCGUUUUUUUCGCUGAAACCUCUUCCUUUAGAGGGCAGGUUUGAAGCAGCACGUCCGUGACGUCAUAAACACCCGACUGACUUUUCGCGGGAAAGUUAUCACUUCAGAAUGGAUCCGGCGGAGGUCGAGUUUCUCGCGGAGAAAGAGAUGGUGAAAAUCAUUCCAAACUUCAGUCUCGACAAAAUCUAUUUAAUCGGGGGUGAUCUGGGUCCAUUUAAUCCGGGUCUACCAGUAGACGUUCCUGUAUGGUUGGCGCUCAAUCUCAAACAGAGACAGAAGUGCAGGAUAGUUCCUCCAGAAUGGAUGGACACUGACAAACUGGAGGAGAUUCGAGAGCAGGAGAGAAAACUGGAUACUUUUACUCCCAUUCUAAGUCCAUAUUACAUGGAGCUGACCAAAUUAUUACUCAAUCACGCUGCAGAUAACAUUCCUAAAGCUGAUGAGAUUCGUACACUGGUGAAGGACAUCUGGGAUACACGCAUUGCUAAACUCAGACUUUCUGCAGACAGUUUCAUCAGCCAGCAGGAGGCGCACGCGCGGGUAAAUCACCACCACUAGUUAUCACACGGCUGGAUAACCUCACACUGAUGGAGAUCAACACCACACGCUCAUUUCUUCUGGAUUCUCUGAACUGCAUGUAUAAACUGCGCUCAAACCUGCAGCCAGGCAGAACUCAUGACUACUGAGACGCUCACAAAUGCCGUACUUGCUCUUACAUGACUUAUGUCAUUUUCAGCCUCAUACAGUCAUGUGUUGCGCAAUAAACGGCAACUGUCACAACUGGGAUCAAGUUUGCUUUCAUGUUCUGUAGAUAUGGAAUUUGAGCUUUCGAUGAUGUUGUAAUGGUUUAGUUGAAAUAUGGCUUUGUGGUUCCUGUAUUCCUCACAUUUUUGUCAACUAUUGUUCAUAAAACUGUACAGAUAAAUAACGGAGAGUAUUUUUUGUGUGAUUAAUCUUUUGUUUUAAACACAUUUAUAAAAAAAACUUCACAAGCCCGGUCAGGAGCCAUUUUUUCACAGUGUAUGUUUGACAAUAAAAUUGUUUGUUGA
Messenger RNA from Myxocyprinus asiaticus (Chinese sucker), 1303 nucleotides. Its product is annotated as DNA replication complex GINS protein PSF2-like. Gene Ontology annotation, biological process: DNA replication; double-strand break repair via break-induced replication. Gene Ontology annotation, cellular component: nucleus; GINS complex. The coding region runs from base 363 to 812 and encodes 149 amino acids. The transcript is spliced from 5 exons. Lineage: Eukaryota; Metazoa; Chordata; Actinopteri; Cypriniformes; Catostomidae. The record is from RefSeq and is a predicted model, not a curated record.